AUGUCUGCCACCGACCGGCUCUCGAACGAUGCGAUUCUAGGCCUCGACCUAGACGCCGAUUUGGGCCUCGACCCAACCACGUCUGGCAUCGUGCAGCCCUCUGCGGCAGCACAGGCAUCCCGGCCAAAGAAAAGGGGCGACAAACUUACCUCUGACAUCCUCCUUUCUGGGAAGGGAAUACCCAAGCUGCUCGACACGUUCCGUCGGUUCAAGUUCGCCAAGAGACCGAAAUCCGACGUGCUCUCCUCCAUCCACAGCAGCAGGAGCACCCUGCUCCACUCGGGCUCCGCCCGCUACGGCGACGACCAUCACUACAAGAACCUCCAGCGAAUACUAGCAAUCUACCAAGCUUUCGGUCACACACUCAGCCCGCACUUGAAGUUCGACCGGUUUAUUGGAAACCUCGCCCGAGGCGUCGACGACACAUACACCAAGGCGUGGGUGCGGGACCAGGUGAGAGAGGAGAUGCGGGCCAAGAUGGAGAAGCGGACGGCAAUCGACGCAGCUGCCGACACCAGCACCAGCAGAGCCGACCUGCUGCCACACCAGGAAGAAGUGCCCGCAGAACACGAGGACGAGGAGCAGUGGCCGGAGCUUUUCGGAGGCCAGGCAAAGGAACCUUCUCCUUCACAGAAUGGCCCCGACAGCUACAGCAGGCUGGAAGACGACGCCGCCAUCUCGCAGAUCAAACAGACCCCGAUGUUCUCCACCUUCCUCCGCACGUCCUCCCAGCCAAUUCCUUCAGACGAGGAAGACGAGGACCACAGCGAGCUCGCCAUGCUCGACGCAGCAGCCAGGAAUGGAGAAGCAGGCAUGACUGCCGGCGAGAUGGACGCUUUCGACGCGUUGACGGCCGCCGAGACCGGGCUCGAGGGCCUUCUUAGCGACGACGAAGACGACAACGAUGAGCCCAACGCAGACAGCGUCCCGGUCCCAGGGCAGUUCAGCCAGUACCUGGCCCGCCCCGAGUCUUCCCAGCAACCACAGACACAGACACAGACCCUCGUCACUUCCAAUACCCCUGCCUUUUCCGAUGACGACUUCUCCGACGACGACGACGACGACGCGGCGCUGCUUCUGUAG
Molecule: messenger RNA, 1083 nt
Organism: Pichia membranifaciens NRRL Y-2026
Lineage: Eukaryota; Fungi; Ascomycota; Pichiomycetes; Pichiales; Pichiaceae
Exons: 1
Coding region: 1-1083 (360 amino acids)
Biological process (GO): DNA damage response; replication fork processing
Cellular component (GO): nucleus
Source: RefSeq, a predicted model, not a curated record